Messenger RNA from Sardina pilchardus (European sardine), 1179 nucleotides. RefSeq names its product gap junction protein alpha 8 paralog b (gene gja8b). Gene Ontology annotation, molecular function: gap junction channel activity. The transcript has a single exon. The record is from RefSeq and is a predicted model, not a curated record. Gene Ontology annotation, biological process: gap junction-mediated intercellular transport; cell-cell signaling. NCBI's taxonomy places the organism in Eukaryota, Metazoa, Chordata, Actinopteri, Clupeiformes, Clupeidae. Bases 1 to 1179 code for a protein of 392 amino acids. Gene Ontology annotation, cellular component: connexin complex.
AUGGGGGACUGGAGCUUCUUGGGUAACAUUUUAGAGGAAGUCAACGAGCACUCGACGGUCAUCGGCCGGGUGUGGCUCACCGUGCUCUUCAUCUUCCGCAUCCUGAUCCUGGGCACGGCGGCCGAGUUCGUGUGGGGCGACGAGCAGUCGGAUUACGUGUGCAACACGCAGCAGCCCGGCUGCGAGAACGUGUGCUACGACGAGGCCUUCCCCAUCUCGCACAUCCGCCUGUGGGUGCUGCAGAUCAUCUUCGUGUCGACGCCGUCGCUGGUGUACGUGGGCCAUGCCGUGCACCACGUGCACAUGGAGGAGAAGCGCAAGGAGCGCGAGGAGGCCGAGCUCAGCCGCCAGCAGGAGGCCAACGAGGAGCGGCUGCCGCUAGCGCCCGACCAGGGCAGCGUGCGCACCACCAAGGAGACCAGCACCAAGGGCAGCAAGAAGUUCCGGCUGGAGGGGACGCUGCUGCGGACCUACAUCUGCCACAUCAUCUUCAAGACGCUCUUCGAGGUGGGCUUCGUGGUGGGCCAGUACUUCCUGUACGGCUUCCGGAUCCUUCCGCUGUACAAGUGCAGCCGCUGGCCGUGCCCCAACACGGUGGACUGCUUCGUGUCGCGUCCCACCGAGAAGACGGUCUUCAUCAUCUUCAUGCUGGCCGUGGCGUGCGUCUCGCUCUUCCUCAACUUUGUGGAGAUCAGCCACCUGGGCCUGAAGAAGAUCCACUUUGUGUUCCGGAAGCCUCCGCAGGCGCUGGGCGAGGGUCGCGGCUCGCCCGACAAGGGCCUGCCCGUGGGCGUGUCCUCGCUGCAGAAGGCCAAGGGCUACAAGCUGCUGGAGGAGGACAAGGCCACCGCCCACUUCCUGCCGCUGACGGAAGUGGGCAUGGAGGCCGGGCGCCUGCCCUACCAGGCGUGCGGCGAGAAGGGCGAGCAGGCGUCCGCCCCGCCGCCGGAGGACGAGUCCAAGGUGUACGACGAGACGUUGCCCUCGUACGCGGCCACCACGGGCGCGGCGGCGGCGGCGGUCGCCAUGGGCGCCAUGGGCACCGUCUCGGUGCAGGACGAGGAGGACCUGGAGUCGCCGCUGGAGGCCGAGGCCACGGAUACGAUAGAGGACACGCGACCCCUGAGCAGCCUGAGCCGGGCGAGCAGUCGCGCGCGCUCCGACGACCUGACCGUAUGA